UACCUGUUUUCAGCGAGGCCCUGAAGGCACCACGAGAAGUGUGUGUGGUUUGUGUGACAAAGGUGACAGCUUCACAGAUCGGUCCACUCACUCUUCGUGUUCAGUCAUCAGUUUGCUGUGUCUAAGGAGGAGAAGGUCUCUGUUUGCUCCAACAUGAGUGAAGAUAGCAGCGCUCUGCUCAGCAGGCUGCAGCAGUUGCAGUGUCACUUCACCUGGGAUCUGGACGUGCUGGACGUGGACCUGGAAACCCUGUGCAUCCGACUACAGAUUGACAUAGAUUUUCAUCAGAGUCAGCAUGAGGGAGAGAGUUGCACCUACAGCCUCUUGGCUUAUUUCAGGCAUCUUCAGGAUCAACAAGAGGAAGCGCUGUCACUUUUAAACCAAUCAGAGAAGACCAUCAGGGAGAGUUAUGGUGAUGAGAGUGAGAAGCGGCUGAUUGUGACGUAUGGAGACAUGGCCUGGCUGAAAUAUCAUCAUGAAGACUUUGCACAGUCACAAAGCUACUGUCAGAGAGUCGAGGACAUACUGGUGAAGUAUCCCACUGGUUCAUCAGCAAGUCUCCUUCCAGAGGUGUACGGGGAACAAGCCUGGACCUAUUUCAAGGUGUCGAGGUCUUUUCUCUCAGACGCCAUCGACUGUUUUCGUAAAGCACUUGAGGUACAGACUCGUGACACCGAGUGGAAUGCCGGCUACGCCAUCGCCCUCUUUUGCAAAGAACAGUGGUUUGCAGAAAACAAACAGGAAGAUGAGGAAUCCCAGGCCACCAAACAGCUUCGCUUUGCAUUGGAGAUCAGCCCAAAUAACGCUGCUCUGCAGUCUAUGCUGGCUGUGAAGCUGGGGGCCUAUAAGAAAUACGAAGAGGCUGAUGAUCUGGUGAUGAAAGCACAAAAAAAUGAUCCUGACAACCCUCAUGUCAUUCGCCACUCAGGAAAUUACUUACUUAAUCGGAAUCGACUGGAUGAGGCUAUUGAUGUGAUUAAGCGAGGCCUGAGAAGGGGCGAUCAAUUACCUUCCUUCACCUACCAGCUGGCUAUGUGCUACAAGAAGAAGAAAAUUGCUGAAGAGCGCCGCGGGCCCUGCAGCAACACAGAAGAGGUGGGUAAGUGGAGGCGUUGCUGUAUCAGUCACCUUGAAGAUGCUGUGAAGAUGAAACCAUCCUUUGUCCGGGCGUGGGCUGAACUGGCACCGUUGUACGCAGAGGAAGGGGAUAUGAGCAGGGCUGAGGAGACUUUCAAGCAGUGCUUGGAGAAGUUACCAGAGUUGAAGGAGAAAAGAGUUUGUCAGAUUAUCCAUCAGCACUACGGUGACUUUCUUCAUGAUCACAAAAAAAAUGAGGCUCAAGCCAUCGCUCACUAUACCAAGGGGCUGCUGAUACCACUGAAAAAAUAUGAGUGGAGACAGUGUGCUAAGAGACUGAAGCAGAUCGCUGAGAGACGUCUGGCAAAGAAUCCAGGUGAUGGUGAAGCUCUCGCUCUGCUGGGUCAGGUGGCCAGAGCUGAGGGCGACAGCAAGGAAGCUGCUGAAGUUUUAUAAAGAAGCUCUGAACUAUGACAAGGACAAUGAAGAUUAUCUGCCUGCUCUGUGUGAGCUGCGCCUGGAGCUGCAGGGAUCAUCCUCUGAUUAAUCAGGAUCAAUGCAAAAACUGGCUAUAACUAAUUCUUACAACCUUACAAGGAGCCAAAAAGUAUUUGUGAUCUUGUUUAGAGAGCGAGACACUCAGAGAGAGCAGGAUGGAAUUAAUUUUUUACAAUAUGUAUUUUAUCUCUUAGUUUCUUAGUUAGUUCAUCUUCUUUUGCAGUUUCAUGUGAUCAGUGCUUAAAUAAAGGUUGUUGUAUAUAUGCUUUAAUUCAUGUAGUGUAAAUGCUUUGUCUUGGUUUAAUAUAAGAAAAUCCUUCAAUAACAUUCUUACUCAGUUGCUCUUGUUUUAAGAUAUUUUCCCUUAAAGCGAGAAAGAAGUAGAGACAUUUUGAGUUUAUUUGACAUAAUUUCUGAUUAUUUCUCACUUCAUUAAAUGCAAGACGUUGGAAGUAAUGAUGUAGAAAUACUUGGUGUCACAGUGUUUAUGCAUAUUAAACAGUGAUGUGUGUACUUCCAUACUCUCUCACACAGUUUUCCUCCUACUGAUUAAAAAAAUGUCAGUAA
This is a messenger RNA of Oreochromis niloticus (Nile tilapia), 2142 nucleotides long. Its product is annotated as interferon-induced protein with tetratricopeptide repeats 1. The coding region runs from base 154 to 1533 and encodes 459 amino acids. Gene Ontology annotation, biological process: defense response to virus. Gene Ontology annotation, cellular component: cytosol. Gene Ontology annotation, molecular function: protein binding. The transcript is spliced from 10 exons. The record is from RefSeq and is a predicted model, not a curated record. NCBI's taxonomy places the organism in Eukaryota, Metazoa, Chordata, Actinopteri, Cichliformes, Cichlidae.